AUGGGAGAUUUGGAACAGGGUAUGGAAAACCACCAAAAAAUUAUUGAAUGCAACCUUUUGUCAGAUGAUGUUGUUUUGACUGGCCUGAUAGAUAUGUAUGCGAAAUGUCGAAGCAUGCAGAGGGCACUUAGUUUGUUUGAGAAAAUGUCUAAACCAGAUGCUGCCUCAUGGACCGCAAUCAUUACUGGAUAUAUGCAAAAUGGAUUUGUUGAUAAAGCCCUAGAGUUUUAUAAGCAAAUGCAAUUGGCAGGUGUAGAGCCGGACUCGUCAACAUUUGCAAGCAAACUCCCAGCUUAUGCGAGCACGGGAGAUUUGGAACAGGACAUGGUAGUGACUGCACUGAUCGACAUGUAUGCAAAAUGUGGGAGUAUACAGAAAGCUAAUGAAUUGCUUGACAAGCUGCCUAAAUGGGAUUUGAUCACCUCAAAUGCAAUGAUUGUAGGAUAUGUACAAAAUGGGCUUCUUGAUCAAGGCUUUGAGCUUUUUAAGAAAAUGCAAUUAGUGGGUGUAAAGCCAGACCGUUUGCCAGCAUCCUCCCAACUUGUGCCAAACUUGGAGCUCUUGAGAAAGAAUGGAUACAAAAUGUUUGACAAUAUGCCUCAACGUGAUGUGGCCUCGUGGAAUGAUAUACACAGAAUGGACUUGCUGAUAAAACCUUGA
Messenger RNA from Cryptomeria japonica (Japanese cedar), 660 nucleotides. Its product is annotated as pentatricopeptide repeat-containing protein At1g11290, chloroplastic. Gene Ontology annotation, molecular function: protein binding; RNA binding. Gene Ontology annotation, biological process: RNA modification. The coding region runs from base 1 to 660 and encodes 219 amino acids. The transcript is spliced from 3 exons. NCBI's taxonomy places the organism in Eukaryota, Viridiplantae, Streptophyta, Pinopsida, Cupressales, Cupressaceae. The record is from RefSeq and is a predicted model, not a curated record.